AUGGCAUCGGCAUCCACCUCCCGCCCCAUCUCGCGCCCCUCCCCCACCAUCCUCUACCACCCCUUCCAGCUCCUCCAGCCCAUCUACCACACUCUCAUCGACUACCUCUUCCUCAUAUCCCCGCUCUCCUGUCUGCGGCUUUCCCGAUACCACUACAAUCUCUACAUCCCCCUUCUGUACGACCGCGUCGUCAUCACAAAAGCAAAAGUCGACAUAUGGACGACGGCUUUGAAACGCGCAAAGCCGAGGGAUCUUGUGGAUGUUGCGGUGGUGAUGCGACAGUGCACAAAAGUGCUCACUCUUCCAGACUGGGAGGGGCUGCAUGGGAUGGUGUAUAUGUCAGAUGACAGGGUCGCCUUUCCGGGUGUCACUUCGGUGCUCGUCCCUCCACGGCUGUUUGCGGCCUGUCCAGAGGGGCGAAGAGCCGGGGUGAUGGAAGAUUUGGAGAUCCUCUUGAGCGAGCGAUGUGGGUCUGUCCGAAAUCUGGUCGUACAGCUCGGUGCAGUCGACGUCCGAACAGCCCUUCCCCAGCUCCACUCUCCCGCCAAACUCAACUUUCCCCAUCAUUGCCACCUCAACGCCGAAACGCUUACCGUCUGCGUACCCGUCAUCCCCGUCGGCGCCUCCGACCCUUUCGUAUGGCAAGACUACAUCAACAAUGUUGCCGACAUUGCUAUAUCUUGGGCUGUGAAGGGCAAGAUACGGUAUUUGUUCAAGAUGGACGACAAGACGUACAAGUCGCUCGAGUAUAGGCGUACGUUCUGCAUAGCCCUGAUCGGCAUCAUCUCCCAACUCGGCUCCUUCUUCACCCGCGCCCCAUCGUGUCCUAUCCAAAUCCAACUUCUCCUCUGUCAUCCCCUCGCAGAAUCGACGAUCGACUUUGUGAGGAAGAAUACGGUUCAGGUGCUGGCGCCGUCUUUGGGGGAGAAUAAGGCGAGGUUGAUGAGUUUCUUGGAUGAUAUGUUGGAGAUCAAGAAGGUAAGCGCGGAGGAGGCUAUGUGGGCUGUGGAGGGAUGGGACUGA
Molecule: messenger RNA, 1023 nt
Organism: Cryptococcus wingfieldii CBS 7118
Lineage: Eukaryota; Fungi; Basidiomycota; Tremellomycetes; Tremellales; Cryptococcaceae
Exons: 1
Coding region: 1-1023 (340 amino acids)
Source: RefSeq, a predicted model, not a curated record